CUAUGCCACAUCAUGUUCUUGAUCCCCAGCACAGGCACCUGAAGGAAGUCUUGACCUCCAGGACAGCGCAGGACAAGGUUUGCCCACCCCCUGCCGGUGACCCUCUUCAACGUCACCCGUUGGCGGACGGAACAUCGUCCUCAGGCUCUUCCCCGGCUCGAGCUUCGCUAUCCCGCUGCUGUCGUCCGAUAUCAGCUGGAAAAGGUCUCAGCUCAGCACUUCCAUGACAGGUUCGAGCACCAAGUCAUCCCCCCGCGUCAGUCCGUUGUGGAAGAAGAUAUACUUCUGUCGAGCUUCAGCUCGGGUCAGCUAGGAUGGUACCAUCCUCAAACCAAGCACCUGAAGUUUCGGCAAGCACGCGCUUGAGCUCUUCUUCAGCUUUCCGCCUCAGCUCGCUCUCCUGCCCUCUCCUUGGUCAUGGCACUACCGCACAACAGGAGCCCUCACGAUCUCAACAGCUUUCUCCAGCUCCUGCAGCCUCUGAGCUGUGCGCGUCCUCGAGGAGAUGGACGAGCUGUGAAAGAUGAGAACCCCGAGUCGCCCUCCAGCAGAUCCUCACAUGGACUCCGGCGUGACUGGCAACCUCUGAGCUUCAGAACCUGACAAGGGACUUCAAAGGAGACAUCGCACUGCAUCCGUCUUCCAACCUUGCGAUGCCAUGCUCCCCCACUCGGCUGCACAGAAGCUGUGAGCACGGACACACGGAAGACUCAAAGCAUAUCAGCACCUUGUUUCAACUUCUCCCGUGCGUAUGAUUCAAAUGGAUGAUAUUCCCCGGAUCCUGAGAGACGAGUCAAGACGGUUCAGAUUCCAAGGGUUCUAGUUGCAUACUUAUUGCAAUCUGCAAUGAAGAAGGAGUCUGGUU
Molecule: messenger RNA, 865 nt
Organism: Guillardia theta CCMP2712
Lineage: Eukaryota; Cryptophyceae; Pyrenomonadales; Geminigeraceae
Exons: 1
Coding region: 418-603 (61 amino acids)
Source: RefSeq, a predicted model, not a curated record